Gossypium raimondii (Peruvian cotton) is the source of this 1627-nucleotide messenger RNA. RefSeq names its product zinc finger CCCH domain-containing protein 62-like. Lineage: Eukaryota; Viridiplantae; Streptophyta; Magnoliopsida; Malvales; Malvaceae. Gene Ontology annotation, molecular function: metal ion binding. The record is from RefSeq and is a predicted model, not a curated record.
UGCUAGUCUAGCAAUUCAUCAAUGGCAAUUUCUGACCCAGAAAGUUUUCAAGAUUACAAUGAAAUCUUUGAAGAAAAAGAUUGCUGUAAUAACUCUGAGUCCGACCCGGAUUAUCAUUUGGGUACGGACUCAAGUUACAGCAAUGACAAGGACACUAGCACCAAGUUCCAUAACUUGUCUAUCAAGAAAAAAUCAAGUUUUGCCAAGGAUUCUGAUUUCAGUAAUGUGAAAGACCCAGAGUUGGGGAUGGAUUUUUCACACAUUGAUGAUAAAAGUUACGAGAAUGUUCAAAAUAUUAUUAAAGAUGGGAGGCUAGAGAAGCUUAAAGUAGAUGAGUGUAAAGUUUAUCUGAGGAGAAAUGGACUUAGAUUGAGUGGAAACAAGGAUGUUCUUAUUCAACGCAUAAAGGAGCAUUUAGAAAUCUCAAAUGGUGGAGGGGAGAAGAAAUAUCCAUUAUCAAGCUUUGCAGUGAACUGCAAAGGUGAUGCAUGCACUGGUGAUGUUGUUAUGUUUGAGCAGAAUGUUUAUGAAAUGUUUAACAUGGCAUCGCGAAGAGCUUCUGGUCCUCCAUGUGGUACAAGAAUUGUUGUAGGGCGCAUUGUCAAAGAAAGCUAUGGCAGUGCCAAGCAGCAGCAUACAUUUACUAUAGAGGUCCUUUGGAGUAAAGGAGAGAAACCACUUCCUCCACUUCAUCCCCUCCUAAUCAAGGGUCGAAACCUUUACCGACUAAAGACCUUGAGACAGAGAUGGGAGGAUGAAGGGGAGAGGCAAAAAGUUUUGGUGGAAAAGCAUUCAAGGGGCUUACUAGCCAGGUCAGAUAGAGAAGUGCGGAUCCAGGAAAAGGAAAGGAGGAAAAUGCUCAGAUCAAAUAGAGUCUUAAAAAGAGAAGAAAAGAACAAGAAAAAGUCCCAGACCCAGUUAAGUUCAACAACAACAACAAAGGAAAUUCAACCUCGACAGCCAAGUUCAUAUACUAAUUCAGGGUUCAUAGCACCCCAACAUCAACAAUCAGGUUCAAUUGUUGAAGGAGGACACCUAACAAGUCAAAACCAUGGGUCAGGAUUGCUUUUUGAUUUGGAGAAGCUAUCAAUUAGAAGUCGUCAGUCAGUUUCUAGUCAUAACAAUCAUUUACGAGAUCAAGUUCCUCAUAAUUUGGUUGAGACCAGUGGCAUUCAGGAGGUGAAGCUUCAAAAGGGUGAUAAAAUUUACUUGAACAGCAUCCAACCAAACUUCCCUAUGGAUAGAUACUGGAAUCUUACCAAUGGCAGAUUCAUAGCAAAUGAAUUUCCAGAGACGAAUUAUCGUAGACAACGGCUAAAAAGCAUGAACCAUUGUCAUCCAGCAACUCCACCACAGAGACAAGGCUUCCUCCAACAAAUUUGCCGAUAUUAUUCUCAAGGACGAUGCUAUUAUGGAGAAAAUUGCAAAUUUUUGCAUGAACCAAGAGAGUUGCAUGUAGCAGAGGAAAGAGGUGCCAAAGGCAAUUCAAGUAAGAUGGCUUUAUGAACAAUCAAAAAUUUUGUAUGUAGAAAGACUGAUGGGACUUUUCAUAGUGUAAAGGAGUAAUUAAGAAUCAUGUUUUCAGUCACUUUUAUUCGGAGAUUACUAUAUUGCCAUUGUCUUGGAA